AAUAGCACGAACUCUUUAAAUUAGGAUCUAUAUAAGAGACAGUGGUUAGCUAGGGUUCGAAAGACAGUUCACUCGUUCCUCUGAUUGGAAGCCAACACGUUGCGGAUUGGGAAAAAAGCACUUCAUUUCCUUCACGAUUGCUCUCCAUUUUCCCCAGAAAGCACCUUCUUCCCAUUUGUUGAGAGAACAUAUCUCAAAUUACAGAUUGUUAAAUUUUAUAUUUUCCAAUGGGGGAUGCUGAAAAUACCCUCCCACCUUCAAAGAAGAGGGCUGCUGGAAGGGAACUAUCUCGAGAUAACCCUGGUCUUGACGAUGACGAAGACUCUUCUGAACUAGAGACUGGGACUUUCAAGAGGGCUAGUGAUGAAGUGCUGGCAGGUCGAAAAAUUGUCAAAAUUCGUCGGAAUCAGACAUCAUCAACCCCUUCUUCUAAUCCUUUUGCUGCGAUUCGCUUGGUUCCUUCGACCGAUUCCAGCUCUACUGCAUCGGAAGCUACUAGUAAAAUAGAAAUUGAGAAAACAGUUUCUGAAAAGGUUGAUGUGAAUGAGGAAACUGACAAGGUCAAAGAUGAUAAUGAUAAGCAGACAGAAAACAAGGCUGAUGAGGCAGGGGUGGAGUCUGUUGCAGAUGAGAAGAAAAUUGAUGCGGUUAAUGAGGGAAGCAAACCUGAAUCAGCAGAUGAGAAGUUAACAGAAGAGGAUAAAACUGAGAAUGAAGAUAACAAAGACACUGAGGCUGAGAACAAGGAUGAGAAAAGUAACGGUAAUGAAAAUAUAGAAAAAGGUGCAGAAUCUGCAUCGGUGAGCUCGUUCCAGCAACUUUCGAGCAGCCAAAACGCCUUCACAGGAUUUUCCGGAACUGGUUUUUCCAGUUCUACCUUCUCAUUUGGGUCGAUCCCGAAAGAUGGAUCUCCGCUAGGUUCUGGUUCUUUUGGUUUCAGUCUUUCAAAUAAUGGAAAUUCUUCCCUCUUUGGCACAUCAGGGGCUUCAACUGUUACUAAGAGCGAAGGAAGUGGAUUCCCAUCUAUGCAGGAGGUUCAGGUUGAGACCGGGGAAGAGAAUGAGAAGGCUGUUUUUACAGCUGAUUCUGUGCUUUUCGAGUUUGCUGAAGGCGGAUGGAAGGAGAGAGGGAAGGGAGAACUCAAGGUGAAUGUCUCGGCAACCAGGACUGGGAAAGCGAGACUCAUAAUGAGAGCUAGAGGAAACUAUAGGUUGAUUUUAAAUGCGAGCUUGUACCCAGAUAUGAAGCUGACAAAUAUGGAGAAGAGAGGAAUCACGUUUGCAUGCAUGAAUAGUACAGGUGAAGGGAAGGAUGGCCUUUCGACAUUUGCUUUGAAGUUUAAGGAUGGUUCGAUAGUCGAAGAUUUCCGUGCAGCUGUUACUGAACACAAAGGCAAAACAUCUGCUGUUCUUAAGACACCGGAAAAUUCUCCCUAAGGUGUCAGGCGAUUAAAAUAAUCCAAAAAAUUAGUGGUCGGAGAACUCUAUUUUAGUGUCGUAAUGGUAUUUCUGACGUCUGUUUUUCCUUUUCUCCGGGGAGGGAGAAAAUGGAUGAAGAAUCUUGUUUAGAGUUUGGUAAUUUGUAAGGCCCUAUGUAGCAGAGUUGUUAGAGUCCUAUCCGUUUUGUUGAUUUUAUCGAGUAGACUUUUGACUUGUCAAAUUCUGGGUAAAUUCUGAGUUCGGACAUUUUGCAGUUGUCCUAUCAAUCUUGAGUUAUACAGCGAAUUGCAAUCUUGCAGGUUGAAUGUA
Molecule: messenger RNA, 1748 nt
Organism: Camellia sinensis
Lineage: Eukaryota; Viridiplantae; Streptophyta; Magnoliopsida; Ericales; Theaceae
Product: nuclear pore complex protein NUP50A
Biological process (GO): intracellular transport
Cellular component (GO): nuclear pore
Source: RefSeq, a predicted model, not a curated record